This is a messenger RNA of Centruroides sculpturatus (bark scorpion), 626 nucleotides long. RefSeq lists its product as uncharacterized. NCBI's taxonomy places the organism in Eukaryota, Metazoa, Arthropoda, Arachnida, Scorpiones, Buthidae. Gene Ontology annotation, biological process: mitochondrial calcium ion homeostasis. The coding region runs from base 234 to 626 and encodes 130 amino acids. The record is from RefSeq and is a predicted model, not a curated record. The transcript has 3 exons. Gene Ontology annotation, cellular component: mitochondria-associated endoplasmic reticulum membrane contact site.
AUUUGAUCAUAAAAGAUAGCAUGAAAUACCAGUAUUUAAGCAUAUUAGAAACCAAUAUUGCAUUCCAUAAUUAGAUCUGAUUGAUGAUCAUUUGAUAACUUUAUAUACAAAUAAAAUUAUCAAAGCCUUAAAACAUAUAUUUUUCAUACUUUAAAAUUUGACAAUGUAAGCUUUAUAUUUAAGCAAAAUUUAUUUUGACUUAAAAUAUUUUCUAUUAGAUUAGUGUACCAUUGAUGCCCAUUUUAGAAGAAUGUAGUACAACAACACAAGGCUAUCAUAUUCAGACUUUUAGAUUACAACCACCAGAUUCACAGUCAGGUCAUAGACAAUGGAAAAAAUGGGCAGUUCACUCUGGCUUUGAUUAUCGGUUAUGUUAUGGUGAUAUUACACUUACUUUUCUUCAUAAACCUAAGAAACCAGUUUUUGAAUCACCCAAAUUAAAAAAGAAGUCUUUUGUAACUUUGAAGAAAACUUCUGAAUUGGUUAAAAAGUCACAAGACAAAAAUAUGACUAAAAAAUCAGGAAAUACUGAGACAACCAAAAGAUUGACUGAUAUUACAUCAACAGAAUCAGCAGCAGAAUCAGAAGAUGAAUUUGUUGGAAUAGAUGGAAAUAUAGCAAAAUAA